Messenger RNA from Sardina pilchardus (European sardine), 5547 nucleotides. It is a transcript of the gene grin2ba, whose product is annotated as glutamate receptor, ionotropic, N-methyl D-aspartate 2B, genome duplicate a. The transcript is spliced from 16 exons. NCBI's taxonomy places the organism in Eukaryota, Metazoa, Chordata, Actinopteri, Clupeiformes, Clupeidae. Gene Ontology annotation, molecular function: NMDA glutamate receptor activity. Gene Ontology annotation, biological process: excitatory postsynaptic potential; long-term synaptic potentiation; monoatomic ion transport. The record is from RefSeq and is a predicted model, not a curated record. Bases 1 to 5547 code for a protein of 1848 amino acids. Gene Ontology annotation, cellular component: plasma membrane; NMDA selective glutamate receptor complex.
AUGGCCCUGGGCUGUGCCCGCGCCCGCGCUCGCCUCUGUGGGGAGACCGGUGUCCUGCCCCCUGGGACCGCCACACACGGCCUGUCACGGGCUCUGAUAUGUGGCAGCCAGGCCACUCGGAAAGCCGUGGCUGUUGCCCUGGCUCCGCACACUGGAGCCCGCGGGCUGGAGCUGGAGCUGGAGCUGGAGCUGGCGCCGGAGCUGGAGCCGGAGCUGGAGCCGGCCCAGGGCCAGCAGCACAGGGCCACCUCUCCACAGGGGCUGCUGGGGAGCCGUCCAGCACCUUUCAUGUGCUCCGUCCGUUUGGCAGCCCCUGGAUUGUACUCACACUCCUCCUCCACCAUGCCUGUCCGUGGCGGCUGUGGUCCUCCAGCUUCUCAGGAAAGGCGGGCACCGUGCCCGUCCGACAGGCCCGCAGCAUCUGCCGCCGCCGCCGUCGCCACCACCGUCGGCGUCUCCUCGCGGCCGGCGCCCGCCUCUCGCCCUCCCUCCUGCCGCCCGGCUUCGCGCCGGCUCCCGGGGCUGCUGCUGUGCCUGCUGCUGCUGCUGCUGCUGCUGCCUCCCACCUGCCACUCGCGGCGGGACAAGGGCGGCGGCGGGGGUGGGGGCGCUGGCGGUGGGGGUGCGGUGGCCCACUACAUCCCCCCGCUGUCUCACGGGCACCACCCGCCGGCGUACCCGGUGCUGCCGCGCAUCAUGCAGGGCCUGAGCAUCGCCGUGGUGCUGGUGGGCAACUCGAGCGAGGUGGCGUUGGCGGGCGCGCGCGACAAGGACGACUUCUUCCAGCACAUGAAGCUGGCGCCCAACGUGGAGAUCCUCACCAUGAACGAGACUGACCCCAAGAGCAUCAUCAAGAGCAUCUGCGACCUCAUGACCGAGCACUGGCUGCAGGGCGUGGUGUUCGGCGACGACACCGACCAGGAGGCCAUCGCCCAGAUCCUGGACUUCAUCUCCGCCCAGACGCACAUCCCCAUCCUGGGCAUCCGAGGGGGCUCCUCCAUGAUCAUGGCUGCCAAGGAUGACAACUCCAUGUUUUUCCAGUUCGGCCCCUCCAUCGAGCAGCAGGCCUCAGUCAUGCUCAACAUCAUGGAGGAGUACGACUGGUACAUCUUCUCCAUCGUCACCACUUACUAUCCUGGCUAUCAGGACUUUGUUACCAAGGUCCGCAGCACCAUAGAGAACAGCUUCGUGGGCUGGGAGCUGGAGGAGGUGCUGCUCCUGGACAUGUCGGUGGACGACGGCGACUCCAAGAUCCAGAACCAGCUGAAGAAGCUGCAGAGCCCCGUCAUCCUGCUCUACUGCACCAAGGAGGAGGCCGCCACCAUCUUUGAGGUGGCGCACUCCGUCGGCCUCACCGGUUAUGGUUACACGUGGAUCAUACCAUCGCUGGUGGCGGGGGACACAUACCACAUCCCUGCCGAGUUCCCUAUAGGCCUGAUCUCGGUGUCGUACGACGAGUGGGACUACAGCCUGGAGGCCCGCGUGCGGGACGGCGUGGCCAUCAUCGCCAAGGCGACCACCAAGAUGAUGCUGGACCGCGGCGCGCACACGCUGCUCAAGUCGGAGUGCCACGGCACCCCCGACAGCAAGAAGGGCCCCAUCACCGGGAACCCCAACGAAGUGCUAAGGUACCUCAUGAAUGUGACGUUCGAGGGGCGAAACCUGUCCUUCAGCGAGGAUGGCUACCAGAUGCACCCCAAGCUGGUCAUCAUCCUGCUGGACAAGGAGAGGCAGUGGGACAGAGUGGGGAAAUGGGAGAACGGCUCCCUGGCGAUGAAGUACCACGUGUGGCCGCGCCUGGAGCUGGCCGGGGGUGAGAGCCGCGAUGACGACCACCUGUCCAUCGUGACACUGGAGGAGGCGCCGUUCGUCAUCGUGGAGGAUGUUGACCCCCUGAGCGGCACCUGCAUGAGGAACACAGUGCCCUGUCGGAAACAGCUCAAAAUCCUCAAUCAGACGGUCGACUCGGGCAUCUACAUCAAGCGCUGCUGCAAGGGCUUCUGCAUCGACAUCCUCAAGAAGAUCGCUAAGAACGUCAAGUUCAGCUACGACCUGUACCUGGUAACCAAUGGGAAGCACGGCAAGAAGAUCAACGGGACGUGGAACGGCAUGGUGGGAGAGGUGGUGACCAAAAAUGCCCACAUGGCUGUGGGGUCUCUCACCAUAAAUGAGGAGAGGUCAGAGGUCAUUGACUUCUCCGUGCCGUUCAUCGAGACGGGCAUCAGCGUCAUGGUCUCGCGUAGUAACGGCACCGUGUCGCCCUCGGCCUUCCUUGAGCCCUUCAGUGCGGAUGUGUGGGUGAUGAUGUUUGUGAUGCUGCUGCUGGUGUCGGCCAUGGCUGUGUUUGUGUUUGAGUACUUUAGCCCUGUGGGCUACAACCGCUGCCUGGCGGAUGGCCGAGAGGCUGGAGGUCCGUCCUUCACCAUUGGGAAGGCCAUCUGGCUGCUCUGGGGUCUGGUGUUCAACAACUCCGUGCCGGUACAGAACCCCCGAGGCACCACCAGCAAGAUCAUGGUGUCCGUCUGGGCCUUCUUCGCUGUCAUCUUCCUGGCCAGCUACACUGCCAACCUGGCCGCCUUCAUGAUCCAGGAGGAGUACGUGGACCAGGUGUCUGGCUUGAGCGACAAAAAGUUCCAAAGGCCCAACGACUUCUCACCUCCCUUCCGCUUCGGCACCGUCCCCAACGGCAGCACCGAGAGAAACAUCCGGAACAACUACCCGGAGAUGCACGGCUACAUGGUGAAGUUCCACCAGAAGAACGUGGACGAGGCUCUCCACAGCCUGAAGACCGGUAAACUGGAUGCCUUUAUCUAUGAUGCGGCUGUGCUGAACUACAUGGCCGGGCGAGAUGAGGGCUGUAAGCUGGUCACCAUUGGCUCUGGGAAGGUGUUUGCCUCUACUGGCUAUGGCAUUGCCAUCCAGAAGGAUUCUAUCUGGAAGAGGCAUAUCGACUUGGGCAUCCUGCAGCUGUUUGGAGAUGGUGACAUGGAGGAGCUGGAAGCUCUGUGGCUCACCGGGAUUUGCCACCACGAGAAGAACGAGGUGAUGAGCAGCCAGCUGGACGUGGACAACAUGGCCGGCGUCUUCUACAUGCUGGCGGCCGCCAUGGUGCUGUCGCUCCUCACCUUCAUCGCCGAGCACCUCUUCUACUGGCAACUGCGCUUCUGCUUCAUGGGCGUGUGCAACGGCAAGCCGGCCUUCACCUUCGCCAUCAGCAGGGAGAUCUACAGCUGCAUCCACGGGGUUGAGAUCGAGGACAAGCCCUCAGCCCUCAAUUCACCCUCUGCCACCAUGAACAACACUCACUCCAACAUCAUGCGCUUGCUGCGCACUGCCAAGAACAUGGCGUCCCUCUCCGGCGUCAACGGCUCGCCGCACAGCGCCCUGGACUUCAUCCGCCGCGAGUCGUCCGUCUACGACAUCUCCGAGCACCGGCGGAGCCUGGCCGGCCACUCGGACUGCAAGCCGCCCUACAUGCCCGACGACAACAUGUUCAGCGACUACAUCAACGAGGUGGAGAGGACUUUCAGCAACCUGCACCUCAAGGACAGCAACCUCUACCAGGACCACUACCUGCACCACCACCCGGCCUCCGGCUCCAUGCUGGGGCUGACCGGACCCCUGCCCAACAGGCCUCACAGCGUGGGCAGUGGCAGUUCCCUGGAGGGGGGCAUGUUUGACUGUGACAGCCUUGGCGGGGGAGUGGCGCCGAUUUUCACUACGCAGCCGAGGUCCGCUCUGACCCACAGGAAUAUGAGCAAGUUUGACUUGUUGUCCAGCCAGACUCCGCCAUCGGGGCCGGGCUUCAAACAGGGCCUGGCUGACCUCUACGGGAAGUUCUCCUUCAAAGGAGGCGCGUCCAGUUCGGGCUACAUCGCCGGGCACGACCGGUACUGCGGCGGCGGGGACGACGGCAACAUCCGGUCCGACGUCUCGGACAUCUCCACGCACACGGUCACCUACGGCAACCUGGAGGGCAACGCCAAGAAGCGCAAGCAGUACCGCGACAGCCUGAAGAAGCGGCCGGCGUCCGCCAAGUCGCGGCGCGAGCUGGACGAGAUCGAGCUGGGCUACCGCCGGCGGCCCCACCACAGCCACCACCACUACUACCCCCACCGCUCCUCCGUCUCGCCGCCUCCGCUGCUGCCCUCGGAGCGCAAGCGAGGAGGGCUCACCUCCUCCACCUCCUACCUCUUCCAGGACAAAGAGAGCCUGAGGGACUUCUACCUGGACCAGUUCCGGCCCAAGGAGGGCGUGCCCCAGUGGGAGCACGUGGACCUGACCGACGGGCCCGGCGGCGGGGGUGGCGUCGGCGUCGGCGUCAGCGCCAGCAGAGUCGGCGGGGGCAACUGCACCAGCCUGGUGUCCGUGGACGACUUCCUGAAAAGCAAACCCAAGAAGUCGGAGAGCAAAGGCUCCGUCGGGGACGUGGCGGGCAGCGGCGACUGGGAGUGCCGGAACUGCCGAGCCAGCUCGACGAGCGCCGGCGGCGGCAAGCAGAUGUCGCUGCACGGGUACUCCGGCGUGGGCUGCGGGGCGUCCGGAGGCGGCGGGGGCGGCGGAGGGGUCAGCAGCCGCCCGAGCUCGGCCACGUGCAUGCGCUGCGAAGGGUGCAAAAAGACGGGUAACCUGUACGACAUCCGAGAGGACAGCAACCACCUGCUGGAGCAGCUCGGGGAGGGGAAGGGCGGGCUGGGGGGCCCGACUCAGGCCCAACGCAGACGCUCCGGCUUCAGCGGCAAGCCCCUGCGCCGCCAGCACUCCUACGACACGUUCGUGGACAUGCAGAAGGAGGAGGAGGCGGGCAUGGGCGGUGUGCUGGGCGGCAUGGGCCGCGGAGUCGGCGGUGGCGGCAUGGGUGGCGCCGGCAUGGACGCCAUGCUGCCGCCGCCGCGGAGCGUGAGCCUCAAGGAGAAGGAGCGCUACAUGGAGGGCAGCAGCCCCUUCGCGCACAUCUUCGAGAGGCACGGCGGCUCGGAGCGCGAGCGCGACCGAGACCCCUUUUACGCCGCCGGCAGUGGUAUCGGCGAGCGGGCCAAAAGCUCCGGGUCGCCCUUCGGCCUGUUCCGGGGCGAGGGCCUCCACCGGCGCUCGGUGGGCGAGAGGGACAUGCGGGACCGUGGUUUGAUGGAGGGAGGGGUUUACUCACUGUCCAAAUCCCUCUACCCCGACAGGGUGAACCAGAACCCCUUCAUCCCCACAUUCGGCGACGACCAGUGUCUCUUGCAUGGCGCCAAAUCGUACUACAUCAAAAAGCAGCAGCAGCAGCAGCAGCAGCAGCAGCAGCUGCACAAAGGGAGCCGCACGGACUUGCGGGGCUCGGUGGGGGUCACCUCCUUCCUGCCAGCCUCUGCUACGGCAGGGGUAAUGUCCAAUGUGGCCCAGAGGUUCCCCAAGGAGCUGUGUCUGGGAGGACUGGGCCCCAUGGGCAACCACCUCGGUGGGCCCAGCGGGAGCAAGCUGAGCCUGGGUCCUCAGCGACCCUUCAACGGCUCCAGCAACGGCCACGUGUACGAGAAGCUCUCCAGCAUCGAGUCAGACGUGUGA